AUGACUUUGUCUAUGGCCGAAAGCUCAAAGAAGGCUUCGAUUUUUCCAGUUGGUUUUAGGUUUGAUCCAAACGAUUUGGGGUUGGUGAGGCGUUAUCUUCGCAACAAGGUCGAUCAUAAGGUGGACGCGUUCUUAACAACGUUGGAUGUGUACGCCGACGUGCCGUGGCGUCUUGAACCCGUAGACAACCCUCUGUUCAAGAAAAAGGAAUGGUACUACUUUGUUGAGAGGAUCAGAAGAGGUGGCAAGACACCGAAGCGGACCGUACCGGCAAGAGGAGACGGCGAAGGCGGCACUUGGAAAAGCACAGGUGCCAAAACGGCUAUCAUGGACGGGAACAAGAAGGUGUGGGGUUACAAGCAGAGUCUCGUGUUCAACAAGAAAGUCAAUGGAAAGCCAGUCAAAACUGAUUGGCUCAUGACCGAAUAUUCCCUUAACAAGGACGUUCACGACCAUACGGUCUUGUGUUGGAUCCGAGACAAGACCGAGAAGAAAAGCAAACCAGGGUUCGUUGACCAGGUGCCUCAGGUGGAGAACAACAUCUUACCGAACCAAGUGGAAGAGCAUGAAGUUGGUUUAGCCGUUUCUGCUAGUGGGCCUGAGAUGAUGUAUGAGGGAGAACAUGCUGAGGUCACUCAACAGCAACACCAACAAUAUACACCGAUUGUUCCUCAUCAACUUCCAACCCAAGUUUCGGAUUUUGCGACGAUGAUCGUGAAUAGCAACAACAACUACAACGACAACGUCACGAUGAUGGGUGAAGGACAACAAAUUCAACAACAACAACAACAACCUCAUGAUGACGAUUUAGGUUCCCAUGGCUUGGACAUGGCUGGUGAAGACCGUUUCUUUACCUACGACGAACUUUUCAAUACGGAAGGUGGCACCACUCAAGAACAAUAA
Microthlaspi erraticum is the source of this 903-nucleotide messenger RNA. Lineage: Eukaryota; Viridiplantae; Streptophyta; Magnoliopsida; Brassicales; Brassicaceae. The record is from the annotation of a GenBank genome assembly.